Molecule: messenger RNA, 3654 nt
Organism: Photinus pyralis (common eastern firefly)
Lineage: Eukaryota; Metazoa; Arthropoda; Insecta; Coleoptera; Lampyridae
Exons: 4
Coding region: 1098-3575 (825 amino acids)
Source: RefSeq, a predicted model, not a curated record
UUCGCAAUAUUAUCAAAAAAAAUUACAAAUGUUUUUCCAAGAGAACAGGCUGCCACUUAUUAUGUGGCACCCAUUCCAAAAAAAAUGUCAGGUAAUAAAAUACAUGAAAAAGCUCGGGGUAAGCUGGUCGACAAGCAAAGGAACUUGCUGUAUAUGGUAAAAAAACUUAAAAGCCCUAAAACAAACGAGAUAGAAGCAGACGAAUCCUAUCAUCAAGAAGUAAUUGAUCAGGAGGCAAAAGACAGUGAAAUUUGGUUGCGACGAAACACCCAGCCGCAAUGCGAAGUGUUACAACACUGGAAGCAAUCCUAUCUUGCUAGAAGAAAUACGCAAUUUCAAACUAUUGCGCAAUUUUUGGAACAGUGGCCAAUUUUAAGAUCUCCAAUUGCCCCUGAUCUGAUUAAUUAUGACUUCGCGCAAGUGCACAAAGUUCCCGAGAAUUUUGACCUACAGACUGAAUUUCAAAAUUUGUUUGAGGCUGUACUAACGCAGAGAAAAUCAUCGUUAAGUCCUGCUGAUAAUACUAUUUUGCAGCUGCUAGAUACCGAUGAUAUAACUUCUGAUUCACGAAGAGCGAUCCAACUGUAUUUGCUGGCAUCACUAGUGCCUCCAAAAGGGAGAACCAAAGUAAAGAAGCUUCACUGGAAGCCCUCUAUUACUGAAGCAAGGGAAGGUGUUUUCGUGCAUGUUUUAACACCAGGCGACAUUGAACAGGCAAAAAAACAAAAAAUUAAUUCAAUGUACUCUAAAGGUCUCACUGUGCAGCCUUAUUUUAUAAUCAUUGGACCAAGCCUUAAUAACAUUUCCCAAACUCUUGUUAUAAUUAAUCAAAAUACAUAUCAAUGCAAUUCCAUUCUUGAAGCAUUGGACUUCUGUUUUAAAUCGUACAUUGUUUUGGAUGCAAAAUAUCCAUUUCAAUCGCAGCACUUAUGGUAUCUAAUCCAGUGGAUUGUUUAUAAAUAUAGAGCAGCGACAGAUCCAAAAAUACUUUUUAUCAAUGAUCUCGUAAAUUCGUAAAUAAUAGUACAUAUUACGUUUUUGCUCUUAGUUUUGACUGAUUUGUAUAGCAUGUUAAAACGGAACUAUAUUUGGUAUUAAUGCGAACCCAAGGCACAAUAAUGGAAUCUUCACAAGGAUAUAUAUGCUUUAAAUGUAAAGAAAAUUUUUUUUCCCAUAAAAACCUAAUCAAACACAUAAAAAUAUCUCAUUUUUUUUUGACUGAGUACCGUUGUGAACAAUUAUACUGUUUCCGGUCUUACAAAGAUCUGAAUGGCUUGCGAAAACAUUUUCAAUCUCAACAUGAUAAUCUUCCAGUGGAAAGUCUUUCAAAGAACACACAAGCUGUCAGUAAGACAACAAAUAUCUCAAGUGUGACUGAUCAUUUAUCUGAUUUAGCUAAUUUUCAUUCAGGUAGUUCAGAAACUACUUCUACUUCUGUACCAGCAGCUCCCCAAAAUUAUGAUUUAAAUAAUGAAACAAAUAUUAGAUCUUUUAUUACUAACUAUAUGUGUACUCUUUAUAGUAAUACCUCAGUAAAUAGAAGUGUUGUGCAAUUCGUAAUUGAAAACACAAAAAUAUUAAUUGACAAAAUUCUCACACACAUUUUUGAAAAUUUCUCAGAAGCCAAUGUUACUACAGCAAAAGAAAAUCUACGUUAUACAAUAAAAAAUAUUCUUUGUCUUUUCGAAACUACAAAUUCUGAACAUCAGAGACUGAAACUUUUAGAAAAAUGUGAAUCCUUUAUUAAACCCUUUCCAUUUACUAUAGGAAUCACAACUUGUUUGAAUAGAAUUGAUACUUCAGAGGAAGCAACAUUAUCGGUUCGCGAAGCACGCGGACAAAAAGUGUGUAUUCGUACGGUUCUCAAAAAAUUCUUAGAAUUACCAAAUGUUUUAAACAAAAUAGAUUACUUUGUUCAAUCACAGGAAGAAAUUUCUUCUGAAAUAGUUAGUAUAUUCCAAGGAGAGCUGUGGAAGUCUUUAAAGUCACGUUUCAUAAACAAGAAGGUAUUUCCUAUUUAUAUAUUUUUUGAUGAUUUUGAACCAAUUAAUCCAUUAGGCUCUAGAGCUGGCAUUUACAAAAUAGGAGGUGUGUAUCUAUCCUUAGCUUGUAUCCCUUUUGAAUUCGCUUCCUUAAUUGAAAAUAUUUUCUUAGUUCAAUUAUUUUAUUCCAGUGAUAGGGCUAGACAUGGAAAUAAAAAAAUAUUUGAAAGUCUCAUUGACGAUUUAAUUUUUUUGGAACGUGAAGGAAUUUACGUGGAUAGACCUGACGGCAUACAGGAAAAAAUUUAUUUCACUCUAUUUCUUAUAUUGGGUGAUAAUUUAGGCUUAAACAGCAUAUUGGGAUUUAAUGAAAGUUUCAAUUCCGAUCAUUUUUGCAGAAUAUGUUUAGCCACAAAGCAAAUGUCGCAGGUAGAAGUCGAUCAAUUAAAAUUUAUUUUGCGAAGCAAAGAAACUUAUAAUUCUCAUAGCACUAAUUUUUCACAUGGGGUAAAAGAAUCCUGCAUUUGGAAUGUAUUACCAAAUUUUCACGUAACAAACAAUAUUUGCUGUGAUAUGAUGCACGAUGUUCUGGAGGGUAUUCUAAGGUACGAUAUGGCUUUCGUUAUCAAUUCGCUUAUUAGAAAAAAAUAUUUUAGUCUUGAUCAUUUAAAUGAACGAAUAAAAUUUUUUAAGUUUUCUAAGGCAGAUGCAGGUAAUCCUAUGCCUCAAAUUAAGUCGGACCAUUUAAAGAAAAACCAUAUAGUGAUGAGUGCAUCUGAAAUACUUUCCUUAACAGUAUAUUUUAGUUUUCUUGUGGGGGAUUUAGUGCCCCCAGAAGAUGAAAUAUGGAUAUUUUAUAUUAUAACGGUACAAAUUUUAGAAAUGAUGUUAAAUAGGGUGUUCACCACUCAAUCUAUAGCAUACUUAAGUAUUUUAAUUGAGGAACAUCAUACAAUGUUUAUUGAACUAUUUAAACAACACUUGAGACCUAAGUACCACAUACUGUUGCAUUAUCCUUCGGUUAUUAGAAUGAUUGGCCCUCCCCGACACUACUGGUCAAUGAGGUUUGAAGGAUUUCACAAGCUUUUAAAAAGUACAGCUAACAAUACAGCCAGUCGCAAGAAUUUGUUGGUUACUUUGAGUAUCAAACAACAGUUAAGAUUAUCUUCUAGAUUGGCCAACAAAAAGGGAUUAGAGUGUGAAAAGAGAUGUGGACCAUGUAGUACUGUGAACACAAGUCAUACUUUUAAAAACAAAUUUAGCAAUAAAGCUGUUUCUGUGCCUUGGGUAAACAUUAACCAUGUUUUGUUUAAGAAGGGUUUCUUUCUCAGUAUUAGUGACGAUAGUGAUGAGACUGAUGGUUUAGUUACUUUUGGCAAAAUAAUAGAUAUUAUUAUUGAAUCAGAGUCUAUAUUUUUUUUAUUGUCAAUUUAUGUUACUGUUGGAUUUAGCACUCAUUUUCAAGCUUAUGAGGUAUCGAAACUAAGUAAGAACACAUUAAUAAUUCAUCCUUUUCAGUCUUUGCAAAAUAACAAUGUUUAUAACAAUCGUGUAUUGGGCGACGGUCGUAGUUUUAUUUCUAUGAUAAAAUAAAAGCAUAACUAAAUUAAUUACCAAUUAAUAUAUUAGUUGGCCUAAAAUAUUUGUGUACAUUUUGCGAGAGUCCACUACA